Molecule: messenger RNA, 22889 nt
Organism: Coregonus sp. 'balchen'
Lineage: Eukaryota; Metazoa; Chordata; Actinopteri; Salmoniformes; Salmonidae
Source: the annotation of a GenBank genome assembly
CAGGAAUCCGAUGGCGCUCCCAGGCCAGAGGCUUACCAUCAUCAUCAUGCUCCGGUGUUCUCAGCACUCCGCCAGGCCCGUGUGGUGUCGUCCACCUCCGAGGAGGAAGAGGCCCUGACAGAGAAGUUCCUCAAAAUCAAUUGCAAGUACAUCACAGACGGCAAGGUAUAUAUAAUGUAUAUUCAUAUAUAUUACAGUACUAUACAGUGUAUAUAUAGUAUAUUCUAUAUAUAAUAUAAGUACAGUAUUAUACGGUAAGCGCGUGGAGAAGUUCAGAGGAUGUUCAGGAAUGCUGGCCCUCUGCCAGCCAACAUCCACCUCUAGCAGCUCAGAUCCAUGCUAUUGAACAAUGAAACCAAUAUUGAUCCAUUCAGUCUAAAUCAAAGCUUCGCAGCUUUUCCCCCCACAUGGAGGUCAGUAUUGGAGCUUCCUGUUCAUAGUCAAUAUCCUUCAGUUGCUUUAGGAUACUUACAGUACAGCCAUUUUGUUUAUUUAUGCUGGCAAGGUAAUACAUCUCUUCCACUAAAUGGCUGACACAUUUCUUUCACUGCAAGCUUUUUCAUGCUCAAUGUCUAGCUAUAUUACUCUGUCUAACCCUCUCUUUAUCUCUGUCUCUCGGUCUCUCUCUCUGUCUGUCUCUCUCUCUCUCUCUGUCUCUGUCUCGCUCUCGCUCUCGCUCUCGCUCUCUCUCUCGCUCUCUCUCUCUCUCUGUCUCUCUCUCGCUCUCUCUCCCUCCCCCCUCCCUCUCUCUCCAUCCCCCCUCCAGGGUGCGGUGAGCGGGGUGUUGCUGGUGACGCCCAACAACAUAAUGUUUGACCCCCACAGGAUGGACCCUCUGGUGCAGGAGCACGGCUGUGAGGAGUACGGCUACAUGUGUCCCCUGGAGGAGGUCAUGUCUGCAGCCAUCUACAAGGAGAUCACUGACAGCAAGAUCAGAGAGGCCGUGCCCGCGUAAGAGCCCUGUCGUCUGUCUGACAGUCACACACAGGGGUCGUGUUCAUUAGCGCACACUGAUUACAUCAGCAACCAUCCGUUUUGUGCCUACUGAAUCACACUACCAGGGAUGUAUUGGAGAGGAGGAGCGUUUACGGACCUAUUACACAAAAUGAACGUUGUUUGCAUUUGCGUUUACGUUACACAUCACUCGUUUACCCACUUUUUUUCUACCACUCCCUCCCUGGUCACACUCAGCAUCACAGCCCCUCCGUAAUCACUUCAUCAGCCCGGCACUGCAGGCGCACACUGAUUACAUCAGCAACCAACCAACAGAUUAAUUAUAUUCCUCCAUGCCAACAAUAAAAAGGAAAUGGCAAUUAUAGCAAGGUUAAUGAACUAUGCAUUCACCCACCUACGUCUGGAUUGCUCACCCAUUUGCUUGAUGUAAUAAUAUAUCCACUUCAGCAGCCAGCUUAGUUUAUCUCCAUGGCAUGCCACCCACAUACAGAUCUCCUACCGUCUCUGUUUUUAUUAGCAAUUUAACAUGGAUUGUUUGCUCAGAUCAAGAUAAUUGUGUUAUAUUAAUACUAUGCUGAAAUCUUACCAAUAUAGCGUUAGCUAUUUGUAGCUGUGGUCUUCUGCGGCUCAGUUUUUAAGAGCGCGGCGCUAGCGAUGCCAAGGUCGUAGGUUCACGUCCCGCUGAGAUCACGUACACAUGCUAAUUAUGUAUGCACUUACUGAACUGUAAGUUGGAUGAAAGUGUCUGCUAAGAGGCAUAUAUUAUUAUUAUUAUUAUUGUAACUAUAGAGCUAUGCUUAGCCCUUCCACUAUAGUUCCUGUAUGUCUGUGAAUGUUCAGUGGUGGAUUUGGACUGUGUUAAGUGUUCAGAUCUCAUGGAGCAUCUAUUGUGAUGUCUAAUGGUUAUUGGCUGCAGUCCAAGCAUGUUAUUUUUAACCCCUCAUCCCUUGCGCUAGCCACUUUCCCUCUGGGGAAUCCCCGUCGAUACCAGAUGCAGUUUGAUUGCCAUCUUAAGUGGAGGUCCAAUUCACUAACGUUGCCCCCUCGGCCCUCGAUUUAGCUUGAGGGAGCGAGUGAACAACUUUGGUCACUUGCGGGGUUGAUAUGACCCACAAUUCAAUGCAAACUGUAGUCACAUGUCAAACUGUGGUGGCCGAAGUGUCAAAUGGAAUCAACAAGCCUGAAUUUUCGGCAUUUCAGAAAGACUAUAAAACUAGCUAGCCAGCUAUGGGUAACUGUAGCUAGCUACCUGACAGGAGUGCUAGCUAGAUACAUUAGCAUACUAGGUACAUUAAUAGCUUUAGGUUGGUUGUUUUUAAGCUCAAGAUUUUCACCAAGGACAUUGCCUCUCCGAUCAUCACUCUCCCUCGCUUGGGCAAGGGACAUUUAAGAUGUAAAACGCCAUUCAAGGGCAGAGGGUUUAGGGCCGAGAGCUGUCUUCUUUGAGUUUGAAACGCAGCCAUUGUCUCUGUGUAUGAGGACAGCUGUUUUCUCAAAUGUGAUGCAAGCAGACUCUGUCUUAAAGAGCACACAAUAACAAAGGCCUGCCUGUGUGCCAACCAGUGUUUUGUUAUCAUACACACAGCUGGAGCUAGGAGCAAACUAUUUUAGUCCCACAACAGGUCUUUGGAGAACCUGUGGAGUCUAGUGUGCUGUUACAAUAUGUAGAGGAAUCCUGUUAGUUGGCUGGCUGGCUGCACAGUGUUUCUGUUACACUGUGUCCCUGUUAAUUUACUGUACAAAACCUCUUCAUAUUAUUAUGCAGAGCAGUUCACUUACAGAUCUCAUUCAUAGAUUCAUAUUGAGAGGAUUACUUGUUUCACCUGGUCUCUCCACACUAUACUGUAAUAAACAAAAGAAAACUGUGCCAUUCUGCUGCAUUCAAAUUCAGACCUCUCUAACUUGUAUUUUCUUCUUUACUGAUUUCUUCCCUAUCCAGACACCUGGAGCCUUUGACAUCAGAGCGCGGGCCCUCCACCUCCUCUCAGCCGGACCCGGAGCAGCGUCUGAGAGUCCCGGGCAACAACAGCGGCAGCGCGGCCCCCCGCAGCACAGAGGGCUCCUUCUCCGAGGAUGUCUUCCCCGAGUCAGAGCUGUCCCCCAUCCGGGAGGAGGCUGCGUCCUCCGAAGACCUCCAGCUGGACAAGUCCUCCUCAGCCACAGCCUCCACAGAAUCCAUCCAAACUGUCACCCAGGUGGAGGCCACCAUCCCCCCAGGUGCCCCAAGCAGCGCCCGCAGGUCAGUUUGCCAGCCACCAACGGAGGGCCAGGAGAAACAACCCACCACAGCAGAGGACAAUCCAGACAGCCACACGGCCCAGAGCCAGUCUCCCAUGGGCUCCAAGCAGCACAGUGUGGAUGUGGAGAAGGCAGCACCAAGCACACCCACCACCAGCCAGGGACCAGACCAGGGACCCUCCUCACGUCCUGCCUCCCAGAGCUCUACCACCGGGCCUGGGGAGCCCUCCGGCCAGGAGGGGGGUCCGGGAGACAGGCCCAAGCUGAGCAGAGAGGGGUCCCGGGACUCCGAGACGGACGUGGAGGAACUGAGGAAGAUGUGGAAGAGUCACACUAUGCAACAAGCCACAGAGCAAAUGGAGAAUGUAACACAAAAUGAGGAGGGACAGGACUCUGCAGAAGGUAGUGAGACAACGUGUCUUUGUUGUAUUAUGAAAAUAUGAAAUACAUAGCCUUAGACUAUGCACUUCCAUUGUUUUUCAGUAGGUGCGAAAAUAUGUUCAGCUUCCAUUUCGACCCUACUUGAGUUCUCAACAUGAAGGCAAAUCUAUAGACAGUUAUUGCAGAUUAUUACAAAUCCUCACUGCCAGGUAUGCCGUUGCCAUUUGCCGUCUCUGCAACUAUCAUCAUAAUGCAACUAUUCUAAUGAAGCUCCCAGUGCUAUCACAGUAAAGUUGGCUCUGGCUGCUUCCGUACACCUCGGCUGCUGGGUGCUCCUGAUAACCUCCCUGUCACAGCUUUGUGCCUCCCCAGUUGUAAUUGGAAUAAGAAAGGGAGAGGGAACUGUGUGGUGUGCUGUUAUCACCUAGAGGAAUGAGCAGAGGCAUUAUACACCGCUUUGAUCUAGCUCUGCUGUUAGCCGGUCUGCUGCCACAUGCACUCAACUCCAAAAAUCAAACACAAAGAGACACCACAAAUACCCACACGUAACUGAGGGGAAACACAAUAUCGUUUAGACCGCCUGCAUUAAAAACCCUCAGAGACACGUGCAGCAUUUAAAGUGACUUAACUAUUUACAUUUUAUAGCUGCCUUCUCUUUUUGGUUUGAUGUCUUUUUCAGUAAACAUAGCAUAUUUCUUACCCUAGAACAUAGACUAACGUUACCAUGGUAGUGUGCAGGCUCAAACUACUACUGUGUUCUGGUCCUCUGUAGCUCAAUUGGUAGAGCAUGGCGCUUGUAACGCCAGGGUAGUGGGUUCCAUCCCCGGGACCACCCAUACGUAAACAUUUAUGCACACAUGACUGUAAGUCGCUUUGGAUAAAAGCGUCUGCUAAAUGGCAUAUUAUAUUAUAUUAUAUUAUGCCUGCUAUAGGUACAGUAUGUUAUUCUUCCACUGUUCUACAGUUCUAUGUGAGCUCUAGUGCCUCACUUAGUUGUGUUCAGACCUGGGUUCUAAUCAUAUUUGUUUUCUUUCAAACACUUUUGCUGCAUCUGAUUGUUUGCCUGGCGCAUUGGAACCAAUGGAAUAGUCCCAAAAGUGCAAAUCCCGCCCAUCUGGCACUCCAGGCAGGCUCAAUCAAACUCAAAGUAUUUUUGAAAGAAAACGAAUACUGGUUGAACCCAGUCUGGUUGUGUUCCCAUCAUUUAUAUCACUCUAAUUCUCACCCCACAGAGAGUUCCUAGAAUGUCUGCUCUAAUUCGCUGGGAUCACAGCUGUGUUCUGCUUUACUCCACACCACAUUACCAUGGCAGACGCUAGCCAAGGCCCCACUUCAAAACAAGCUGAAUUACACACGCAAUUACUGUUUUUUCAAAUAGAAUUUCUCCCACUGAGCUAUAAAACAUAGCUCAGUGGGAGAAAUUCUAUUUGAAAACGCAGUAAUUGUGUGUGUAUUUCAGCUUGUUUUGAAGUAGAUUAACCAUUUCUCUGCCUCUGUUUGUGACUAUGGGUCCCAGUCUGUGUUGUCACAAAGUGUCUCUUUUCUUUGUAGAACUCCUACUGAUUUGACCUUCUAAUGGUCGUUAAUAAAAGCAGGCAUAUGUUUUGGUGUCAUGAUCUGUUAUGAGCUAUGUUUAUUUGGGUCAUCUUCCUAUUAUUCUGGCACAAAAUGACUGUCUGUUGAGAUACCUGGUAAACAGGGGAGGAGAUCUAGGUCACAUAAAGACCCUGUUGUCAAAUAGAUCUGAAAUGUUUUCUUAUUUACAGAUGGAUUAGGUCCAGUUCUAUAUUGGUGGUGGUGAGGGACUACUAGAUAAUAAGAGUAUAUGUUUUAAACCAGGAGUAGGCCUACAUUCGGUCAAUCACUAAAGUGAAACAUAUUCUGGAAGAUUGAAAUCAGAUUGGUAUCAGCUUUGACCCUGUAACUAUUAAGAUGGAUAAGAUAAUAAUUAAUCAUCAUGUGAUUAUUUCCUGUUUGUCGUGUGGCCCUACAGUGUCCACAGAGCGACGGAGGCACCGGUCCCACAAGUUCCUGUGUCUGCGGGUGGGCCAGCCCAUGAAGAAGACUUUUGUGUCCAACGCCAGCGCCUCCAUGCAGCAGUACGCCCAGAGGGACAGGAAACACGAGUACUGGUUCGCUGUGCCGCAGGAGAGGUGAGUGUGUGUGUGUGUGUGUGUGUGUGUGUGUGUGCACCACACUGCAGCGCCAAGGUUUGCAGAAUCACUGUAGUGCAGCCCCAAUGUCUGCCAAGCGCCAAGCCCAUCUCACUAUGCUGCCACCAGACCAGACCAGACAGCUAGAUUAUUUAUUUAUUCACCCACUCUGCAGACACACACACUCUCACACACACAUACAGUGGGGAGAACAAGUAUUUGAUACACUGCCGAUUUUUCAGGUUUUCCUACUUACAAAGCAUGUAGAGGUCUGUAAUUUUUGUCAUAGGUACACUUCAACUGUGAGAGACGGAAUCUAAAACAAAAAUCCAGAAAAUCACAUUGUAUGAUUUUUAAGUAAUUAAUUUGCAUUUUAUUGCAUGACAUAAGUAUUUGAUACAUCAGAAAAGCAGAACUUAAUAUUUGGUACAGAAACCUUUGUUUGCAAUUACAGAGAUCAUACGUUUCCUGUAGGUCUUGACCAGGUUUGCACACACUGCAGCAGGGAUUUUGGCCCACUCCUCCAUACAGACCUUCUCCAGAUCCUUCAGGUUACGGGGCUGUCGCUGGGCAAUACGGACUUUCAGCUCCCUCCAAAGAUUUUCUAUUGGGUUCAGGUCUGGAGACUGGCUAGGCCACUCCAGGACCUUGAGAAAUGCUUCUUACGGAGCCACUCCUUAGUUGCCCUGGCUGUGUGUUUCGGGUCAUUGUCAUGCUGAAAGACCCAGCCACGUUUCAUCUUCAAUGCUCUUACUGAGGGAAGGAGGUUGUUGGCCAAGAUCUCGCGAUACAUGGCCCCAUCCAUCCUCCCCUCAAUACGGUGCAGUCGUCCUGUCCCCUUUGCAGAAAAGCAUCCCCAAAGAAUGAUGUUUCCACCUCCAUGCUUCACGGUUGGGAUGGUGUUCUUGGGGUUGUACUCAUCCUUCUUCUUCCUCCAAACACGGCGAGUGGAGUUUAGACCAAAAAGCUCUAUUUUUGUCUCAUCAGACCACAUGACCUUCUCCCAUUCCUCCUCUGGAUCAUCCAGAUGGUCAUUGGCAAACUUCGGACGGGCCUGGACAUGCGCUGGCUUGAGCAGGGGGACCUUGCGUGCGCUGCAGGAUUUUAAUCCAUGAUGGCAUAGUGUGUUACUAAUGGUUUUCUUUGAGACUGUGGUCCCAGCUCUCUUCAGGUCAUUGACCAGGUCCUGCCAUGUAGUUCUGGGCUGAUCCCUCACCUUCCUCAUGAUCAUUGAUGCCCCACGAGGUGAGAUCUUGCAUGGAGCCCCAGACCAAGGGUGAUUGACCGUCAUCUUGAACUUCUUCAAUUUUCUAAUAAUUGCGCCAACAGUUGUUGCCUUCUCACCAAGCUGCUUGCCUAUUGUCCUGUAGCCCAUCCCAGCCUUGUGCAGGUCUACAAUUUUAUCCCUGAUGUCCUUACACAGCUCUCUGGUCUUGGCCAUUGUGGAGAGGUUGGAGUCUGUUUGAUUGAGUGUGUGGACAGGUGUCUUUUAUACAGGUAACGAGUUCAAACAGGUGCAGUUAAUACAGGUAAUGAGUGGAGAACAGGAGGGCUUCUUAAAGAAAAACUAACAGGUCUGUGAGAGCCGGAAUUCUUACUGGUUGGUAGGUGAUCAAAUACUUAUGUCAUGCAAUAAAAUGCAAAUUAAUUACUUAAAAAUCAUACAAUGUGAUUUUCUGGAUUUUUGAAAACCUGCAAAAUCGGCAGUGUAUCAAAUACUUGUUCUCCCCACUGUACAUAAAUUAUUUUUCACAGAGGGAACUCAACUAACCACUUCUUUCCCUGUGUGAAAAGUGGACCAGGUUGUGAAAAGCAGUCCAGUUAUAUAGAUUUUGUGCAGUAUUUCAGUGUGCUUUGGAUGACAUUUCUGCCCACAAUUUCGACUCCUCUGGGAUGUUGGCCAGCAAUGUCAGCAGUAUUCAUAAUGAGUGUAUCAUUUACAGUGGGGGAAAAAAAGUAUUUAGUCAGCCACCAAUUGUGCAAGUUCUCCCACUUAAAAAGAUGAGAGAGGCCUGUAAUUUUUCAUCAUAGGUACAUGUCAACUAUGACAGACAAAAUGAGAAAAAAAAAUCCAGAAAAUCACAUUGUAGGAUUUUUAAUGAAUUUAUUUGCAAAUUAUGGUGGAAAAUAAGUAUUUGGUCAAUAACAAAAGUUUCUCAAUAUUUUGUUAUAUACCCUUUGUUGGCAAUGACACAGGUCAAACGUUUUGUGUAAGUCUUCACAAGGUUUUCACACACUGUUGCUGGUAUUUUGGCCCAUUCCUCCAUGCAGAUCUCCUCUAGAGCAGUGAUGUUUUGGGGCUGUCGCUGGGCAACAUGGACUUUCAACUCCCUCCAAAUAUUUUCUAUGGGGUUGAGAUCUGGAGACUGGCUAGACCACUCCAGGACCUUGAAAUGCUUCUUACGAAGCCACUCCUUCGUUGCCCGGGCGGUGUGUUUGGGAUCAUUGUCAUGCUGAAAGACCCAGCCACGUUUCAUCUUCAAUGCCCUUGCUGAUGGAAGGAGGUUUUCACUCAAAAUCUCACGAUACAUGGCCCCAUUCAUUCUUUCCUUUACGCGGAUCAGUCGUCCUGGUCCCUUUGCAGAAAAACAGCCCCAAAGCAUGAUGUUUCCACCCCCAUGCUUCACAGUAGGUAUGGUGUUCUUUGGAUGCAACUCAGCAUUCUUUGUCCUCCAAACACGACGAGUUGAGUUUUUACCAAAAAGUUAUAUUUUAGUUUCAUCUGACCAUAUGACAUUCUCCCAAUCCUCUUCUGGAUCAUCCAAAUGCACUCUAGCAAACUUCAGACGGGCCAGGACAUGUACUGGCUUAAGCAAGGGGACACGUCUGGCACUGCAGGAUUUGAGUCCCUGGCGGCGUAGUGUGUUACUGAUGGCAGGCUUUGUUACUUUGGUCCCAGCUCUCUGCAGGUCAUUCACUAGGUCCCCCCGUGUGGUUCUGGGAUUUUUGCUCACUGUUCUUGUGAUCAUUUUGACCCCACGGGGUGAGAUCUUGCGUGGAGCCCCAGAUCGAGGGAGAUUAUCAGUGGUCUUGUAUGUCUUCCAUUUCCUAAUAAUUGCUCCCACAGUUGAUUUCUUCAAACCAAGCUGCUUACCUAUUGCAGAUUCAGUCUUCCCAGCCUGGUGCAGGUCUACAAUUUUGUUUCUGGUGUCGUUUGACAGCUCUUUGGUCUUGGCCAUAGUGGAGUUUGGAGUGUGACUGUUUGAGGUUGUGGACAGGUGUCUUUUAUACUGAUAACAAGUUCAAACAGGUGCCAUUAAUACAGGUAACGAGUGGAGGACAGAGGAGCCUCUUAAAGAAGAAGUUACAGGUCUGUGAGAGCCAGAAAUCUUGCUUGUUUGUAGGUGACCAAAUACUUAUUUUCCACCAUAAUUUGCAAAUAAAUUCAUUAAAAAUCCUACAAUGUGAUUUUCUGGGGGAAAAAUGCUCAAUUUGUCUGUCAUAGUUGACGUGUACCUAUGAUGAAAAUUACAGGCCUCUCUCAUCUUUUUAAGUGGGAGAACUUGCACAAUUGGUGGCUGACUAAAUACUUUUUUCCCCCACUGUAGGCCUUUCAAAGAACACCCAAUACAAGGAAAUAUGUAUCUUCAUCAAAAGCUGUAAAAUAUGUUUUUCUAGUGAAUUAUUCCAAAUUGCUUCAACAGUUUAAUUCGAUUAGUUAAUGCUGAAAAGUCACUUAGUUGCAAUGACCUCAUUAUCAGUGUUGGGUCCAAGCACAGUGCUGCCUUUGUCUCCAGUCCUGGACAGAGGGAGGACAGAAAGUUAUGAAUCUGAUCAGAUGUUUGACCAGCCAUUCUUUGACUAUGGAAACUCUGCCCUUCAGCAGUUUUCAGUCCCAGUAGCCAGUAGGCUUGUGUUGACCAGCACAGCACAGCACACAACACACUCCUCUCAGUCGCACAUGUUAAUCUCAUUUGAAGCAGGCAGACAGGCGUGUGUCUUGUCUCUGGUCACAGACACAGUCACACCACCAUCACCAUGCCAUUGUGGGGUGGUUGGAAUGUGUUUAUCUCAGAAUGGCUCCUGUAAUGCUGCCCCGUUCCUCUGCUGGCUCUGUUCCCAUGGACAGCACAGUGAAUUUACACACACACACCCGUGCACAGACGCGCACACUUACACAUACUCACAUACACGCACGCACACACACACGUGCACACACACACCCACACACACAUAUGUAAACACACACAUACAUUACUCACGUACACACUGGCAGACUGACUAUGUCUGCUGACUGACCUAGUUGAGUGGCGACCCAGAAGAUGUGUGUAAAGUAUCCUGACAAUGGUGGGAGAGUUCCAGGCAGUGGGGAAAAAUACCAUAUACAGCCUGAUACAUACAGACACAAGACAGCAGUGGCAUAACAGCCUCAUGCCAUUUAGAGACGGCCAUUUUGAGACUAAAGUGUCCACUUUACAUGUGAAAUUAAAGUGUUGCGAGGGUUAGGAUGUCGGUAGGCUAUCAGAAUAUGGCUGAAAGUUGGCAGAAAUAUAUUCAUAACAGUAUUCAUAACCAAUAAAACCGCAAGACGGUUGUUGACAUAAAUUGACAUAAACAUUCAUGGAAUUUUUACGUACCGAUUAUGAAUACGGUAUGUAUGGGUUAUGAAUGUGUUAUGAAGUCCUUAUGUAGGUACUGUUCUCUUCAAGUAAAGUGUUACCAUCAUUUCUGUAAUUCUGUGUCUGACUCUCUGUGUUUCUACCUCGCUCCCCUCCCCAGGUCCGAGCACCUGUAUGUGUUCUUCGUCCAGUGGAGUCCAGACAUGUAUGGGGAGGGGGUGAAGGGCAUCGGGCACGAGCCAGGGUUCAUGGUGGUCAAGAAGCCUUCAGGGUCCGAGACUGGGGAAGACGAACCCCUCACGGAUAUCAACAACAAAGAGUGGGAGGUAAGGACUAGAGAACUGAGGUGUUCAACACUACAUUCUACACUGUUGUUUCUUACAUGGCUGGAUUGUGCUGUACAGUAGUAUGUGUAGUAGUUACAUUACACGGAGUGUACAAAACAUUAGGAACACCCUCCUAAUAAUGAGUUGCAGCCCCUUUUGCCCUCAGAACAGCUUCAAUUCGUCAGGGCAUGGACUUUACAAGGUGUUGAAAGCGUUGCACAGGGAUGCUGGCCCAUGUUGACUCCAAUGCUUCCCACAGUUGUGCCAAAUUGGCUAGAUGUCCUUUGGGUGGUGGACCAUUCUUGAUACACAGGGGAAACUGUUCAGCGUGAAAAACCCAGCAACGUUGCAGUUCUUGACACACUCAAACUGGUGCGCCUGACACCUACUACCAUACCCCGUUCAAAGGCGCUUAAAUCUUUUGUCUUGCGCGUUCACCCUCUGAAUGGCACACAUGUACAAUCCGUGUCUCAAUUAUCUCAUGGCUUUAAAAUCCUUCUUUAACCUGUCUCCUCUCAUUCGUCUACACUGAUUGAAGUGACAUCAGUAAGGGAUCAUAGCUUUCACCUGGAUUCACCCGGUCAGUCUAUGUCAUGAAAAGACCAGGUGUUCCUAAUGUUUUGUACACUCAGUGUAUAUUUACUUACUCAUCCAGCCUGUGUUGUAGUCCAUAUGCGUUCUAUUUGUUAUAUGCUUUCAUUCAGUCAAGUGAUUUAUUUUGUAGUGAUAUGACUGUGUGUAGUGUUAAAUGGAAUGCAUUUGCAUUGUUAUUCAGCCGUCAUUAUUGUUCUGUGCUUCUUAAGGAUAUUUGUGUGUUCAAAUUAUUGCACAGUCACUUAUGAUUACAUUGUUUUGAUAAAUCUGUCCAAGUGUUUGCUUGAUGUGUUACAGUUAUGGUUAUUGUGUAAUUUGUGUGAAUAAUAUUUCCUUUGGUCGGAAAUGCGCAAUUUUCACUCAGAUUACAACAACCACAAUGUUUUGCAUGAUCGUGUAAUCAUUUUGUUACAAGUCAGUUGUCCACGUUAUUAAUGCAGUGUAUAUUGCAUGCAUCAAUAUCUCUGUUGUCGUCGGUCAUCACAAACUGUAGUUUUGCUGGAUGACCGGACUGACUGACAGACUGACUGUGGUGUUCCGCAGUUGUAGACAGAUGGAUGAAAAGCUGGUUUGUUUAAGGCCGGGAAGGCACAUAGUGAAUUCUUUCAAAUAUCUGGGCAUUCUUGUGACCAUAAUAUACAUAGUUGUGUUCAGUUCUCUCAUUCUCUGCUCUAUCCUUAAUAGUGGCUUUAUGGGAUUUUAAUUUACCCUCAAAUGUGGAAGUAGGGUUUUGGGAUUUAAGAAGCAAGAUUUUGAAAGAACAAAUUAAGGACUGUUAAUGCAUUAAUCUGGUGUGAAUGUAGAGGAAUGGGAAAACGCCCAGUGUGUGGACAUGGCUGCACAUGCUUGAGGCAUAAUGGAGAGAGGAUACAUUCUUUGCAUACAGAAAUGGAUAUGCAAGCUGUGGCUGGGAUUAACAUGUUAAUGUAAAUGAAUGAUGUAGGAAACAAAGUGGGAUUUGUUUGGGCCUGGUCCUGAAGAGGCUACAUGAUCGAGUGAUUUGAAUAAGUAAUUAGUUGCCUCACUUUUACGUUGACCCUUUCAGAGGUAAACAUGAAUUUUAAACAACACUUCGAUUAUUUGUCUGUAAUGACUGUAAUGCUGUUAGCCUUUUCUCGUACUUUAUUUGGUCAUUGAUCAUUAGGUCUACUGUGCUUUAUGUGUUGUAUGUCAUGCAAUAUGGCAAAUAUGACAAGUCAAGCUACUUCAAGGAUUAACGUUUGAUGUGUGCCCAAACUACUCAAAGGUGAUCCACAAAGCGUUUUAUUGUUACAGUGACGUUAGUCGAGAAGUGCAUUUGAUCUCCCUACAGUACCUCAUGAAACAUUACAAAAAGUGUACUGGUAUUAUAUCUUUAAAUUGCUCUAGUGAAGAAUGCAAGUAGGAAGUGCCUUCUGCCUUUGAGCAAAUAAGGAGCUGGCUUUGCUCAUGUCCUGCAUUCCCAUUGGCUCUUGAGAGUGUCAAACAAACAUCAGAAGACCCAUAUGAAAUGUUUCUAUUUUAGUUAGCUAGAUUCCCAGCCUGUCCGGUGUUUGGUUCAACCUCGACUUGUGGAGAUUGGAAUUACUUCAAGAAUCUGGAAUGUGACUGUCGAGCUCAACCUCACCCCGAAAGAAAGAAAUGUUCUCUAGAAGGGUGAAGGAAGAAACGCCGCUGACCCCUAAGUACACUUAUGUAUGUAUCCAUAACAGUCCGUGUUUUAGCUACGCGUGUUUUGUUGUUGUUAGCCUGUGAGCUACAUAGCUGGAUGGUUAGCUUGCUAGCUAAAUAGAAAUGGCUUGCCCAGUGACUGACUGAAAUCAAAAUAGCCACUGACAUAUUUGAUGAGUCUAAAAAGACAGCGCUUGAUGUUGUUGUCGCUACUUCCUUCUUUUUAUCACUCAUUUCUUUGGGUUCUCGUUUUGGAAAGUUUUGAGGUUCGAACUUCAGUUUUUUUUUUUGUAUCUAACGUUAGUAACUAAUAACAUCGUAGCUAACCUUGCAACAUUGUAUCAAUGCACUGUAUAUAGCUUACAGUUCUACAAUUUCCAUUGCAUUGACAGUGAUUGGCUUCUCUGUAAUGGUGAGAAAUUAUAUCCAUAACGUUAGUUGGAUAGGCUAAUGUUUUGGAAAGAAUGACCUUCAUGUAAGUUGUUAUUUGGGAGGAAGGGAAGUAGAGAAUCGCGUGCUUGUUGGAGUCUGGUCCCAGAUCUUUGUGCUCUUGCAAAAUCCAUUGCUCAUUGUCAAAAACAAACAGACGGGCACUCAGCGAUGGUCGUUUGGCCAGCCUUAAACCUUCCUCCUAAACACUGAAGGUGGGGACUGCAGCAAACUGGCCCUGACUUGGCUUUUCUCAAUAGACUGCACUUUAGUGCCAGCUAAAGUUAGGCUCCAAAUAAAUAUUUUAUGAACGCUGUAGUUUACCCUUUUCUUUGCAUUAUUGAGAACUGUAAUGUGACAACUUGUUUGGGAGAAGGUUAUUUACUCCACCAGUAGUAAGGUAACUAAAGAGGUGUUUCAAGGUAACUUAUUUCUGCUUGACCCAAGUUUGCUCAAUCCAACUUGACUCAAUUAGCUUUUACCUAGUUUAUGGCAGCAAUUAAUUUAGAGCCUAAUUCUAUAGUACAGUGGUUCCCAACCUGGGGUCCUGCGCCCCCCUCGCCAGAGUUCACAGGGGGGGGUGGGAUCUCAUUUGCUUUGAGGUCAAACAUGCAUAAAAUGUUCCACUAUAAUUUAAUUGUCAAAUUAAUACAUUUUAAAAUGUUAUUAAAAAUAAUAUGCUUGCAAUGCCAAGGCCAAUCUAAAAAAUAAUAAUAAUGACAGAGAAACGUAAAAGCGGUAAUUCCCCGAAAGAAUGUGUGCACGUCAAUGACCUGCGCUCAAUCAGUUUCAGCUAGCAGCGAGUUUUUCCUGCAGUCAGAGCAUCACUAUUUUAUGAAUAAAGAAAUGUAAAAGUGCUGAUGACUCAUCAUCAAAAAAUAAAGUAAGGCUAUAUCUUGAGAGUUAUCUUAACUUCGGAUUUAUUGAAGGACAGGACAGGACUCAGUGUCAUUUGUGGCAAGAAGCUAGCUAAUGACAGCAUGAAGCCAAGCAAAAUGCAACGACACAAGGAAACAAAACACCAGGAGACUAUUGGUGAAGGUCAGGAUUUUUUUGAGAGGAAGAAGCAGUUGGCACUAUCAAAAAGAUCCACAGACAUCAGAAAAGCAUUUGAAAGAGCAGGCAGUGAUUUACACAGAGCCACAGAGGCAUCAUUUCAGUGUUGGCUAUUAAUUGCCAAGGCUAAAAAGCCGGACAAUAUUGGAGAGCAGCUAAUCAAACCCGCCUGCCUGAAAAUUGUAGAGAGGCUGCGGCCCACAAGUGGUAGAGAAAGUGAGAACCGUCCCACUCUCUGACAACACUGUCAAAGACAGAAUUGAUCAAAUGGCUGAAGAUUGUCAAAACCAGCUGAACGAGAAGCUUCAGGUUCCCUUUGCCAUUCAGUUGGAUGAAGCAACAACAGUGUCAGACGAAUCCGUGCUCAUCGUUUAUGUGCAAUAUAUUGACAGUGAUGACUUGAAACAAGACAUAUGUCUACCAAUCUAGCCACAACAACAACAGGCCAAGAUAUUUUUUAUAGCUAUGGACUCAUAUCUCUCGUCCAACAAUCUGCCCUACGAGAAUAUUGUUGCAUGCUGCACUGAUGGGGCUGCAGCGUUGAUGGGCAAAAACAAGGGAUUUAACAGCCGAUUGAAGGAAAAAGCCCCAGGGUGCGCAAUUUUCCACUGCAUGCUACAUCGCCAAGCAUUGGGCAGUAAAAAACGUACGGAAGACCUUAGUAACACCCUGGCAACUGUUGUAAUUUUCAUUAAGGCUCGCCCUACUAACGAGACAGUUUGCCCAGUUGUGUGAGGAUGAAGCGCAUCAAACACUGCUGUUACACACAGAGGUACGCUGGUGGUCACGUGGACAAGUGCUUGUGCAUUUUAUGGAACUGCAGGAAAAAUUAAGGAAUUCUUGCAAGAUCACAAUCGACCACUGCGAACAGCUGACUGAAGCGUUUUGGAUCAAAACGGCAAACCUAGCAGAUACAUUCACUCUUUACAAUGAGACAAACAAGCGGAUGCAGGGUCCUGAAUGAAACGUCAUGCAGUGCAAAGACGCUCUCAACGCUUUUGUGCGGAAACUGGAGUACAGAGUUGGAAAAAUGUCAAAAGGGGAGCUACAACAAUUUCCACUGCUGAUGAAACAGUCUGGUGGCACUGUGUCUGUGUCUUUACGCACUGAGUUUACCCGGCACAUGAACAUGCUUCGGGAGGAAAUUAAAUCCUGUUUUGCCGAUGUUGACGAAUACUUAUCAAAGGAAUCGUGGGUGAUGGACCCUUACAUUUGCAGUCUCGAGGACGUGUAAUACCUCGGCUGUGAAGAUGAGCCUGCUGACCUUCAAGCCGAUUCUGUGUCAAAUAAAUAUUUCCACGAGAGCGGAUACAAAAAGUUUUGGAUUGUCAAAGGAUACGCCGUUGCACCCAGACUGGCCAAACACGCAGCUACAAGGGUUAUUCUACCAUUCAGCACUACGUACCUGUACCUGUCUGAAACGGCCUUCAGCGCGCUUGUAACAAUAAAUUCAAAAGCCUGUAACAGGCUCGAUGUCCACCAGGACUUCAGGCUGGCUGUCACUAGCAUCACACCUGACAUCCCAUCCCUGGUCAGCGGUAUGCAGGCCCAAGGUGGCCAUUGAUUGUAACUUGCUGUUUGUUAUUGUUACUUAUUGUUAUUUUUAUAACACAUACAUUAUAGCUGUGUCAAAACCAGUGUUCACAUGAUGUACAUGUGUGUAUGCAACAAACUGCCCGGUUUCAGUUAAUUGGUCUGAGGGAGAUCUAAGACAGAGCUAUAUAGGUGCUGUUAAUCACUUAUUACGCUGAUAAUGAAUCAUUAUUAUUAUUUUGGUAACAAUGUGUGUGUAUAGGCCUACAGUUAAUUAUACACAAAGAUAACCAGGGCAAACCAAAGAGAAAAGGAAAGGGGGGGGGGGGCUCAGCUUGUCUUAGAUACAAGUAGGGGGGGCUCCAAGGAAAAAGGUUGGGAAACCACUGCUAUAGUAGAUUCAGACAAUUUCAUAAUUGUUCUAGUUUUAGACAUGCAGUAUCGUAACAUAUUUAUGGAUAGGCUACAUUUGCAGGUGUACACAGCUCCGGUCCUUGAGGGCCACCCAACCACAGCACUGCUCAUGUCCAUCCUUAUAGAGACAGAUUAAGUAGGCCUACUGUACUGUAUCUGGAGUUGUGCACCCCUUGGAUGGCUUUGUUAUGCUAUUUCAUAUGAUCCCACUUUGUACUGAUUCAUGGUCACAUCCCCUUGAAGAGCUGGGCCUCAAGGGGCUUAGCUACCUUCUGAAGUAGAAGCCAGGCUUUAAGGUGUUAUUGUGGAGGUAGAACUAUUGUAAGACUCAGCCCGAACUGCUGAUGGGCUAUUUUGAAGGGGGGAUUCCCGUGUGCUAGCUUGCAUGAACUCUGUCUGGCGCAGAUGUUUGCUUCAGCGCAUUAUUAUUAAUGAUGAUGAUCAAAAGCAGCAUUAGGGCUGGGAAUUGCCAGGGACGUCACCAUACCAUAUUAUCACGAGACUUAGGUGCCGAUAGGAUAUGUAUUGCAAUUCUCAACGAUUCUGCUUAUUGCUCACUAUAUGUCAGCUGCAGAGAGACAAGAGCAUUAGAAAAUGAGUUUUGAUCAGUCAUGGAAGUACAAGUGCUGAAACUGUCGUAUCACCUACGGUCCAACGGAUCCUCUCAAUUGAAUAAGAUUAUCAGAAGAAUGUCCUUGUAUGGCUUCUCUGGUUUUAAUUAGUUUUGGUUCUGGCUGUGUCAGAAUGGCUUGUCUGUCUCUCCUCCCUCUGGCUGGUCCUAACAUCCUGUAGUGGUGUUGAUUUAGAUUACACAACCAUGCAAAACACUCUAUUCUCUUGGUUCAUAUCAACCACCUCUUGUUCAAAUGUUAGACUUCAAACCAAAUCUGUCUGUGGGCUAGGCUAUGUAAAAGAUGGCCUGAGUCCAUGUGACUAGUCUAUUUAAUGGAGACCUGAAUAUCACAUACUGGUAGAUCUAUAAAUAUAGAUGGUGAUGUCAGGUCUCCACCUUCAAAUGUACUGUGUCUCUCCUCCCUCUGCUGUGCUUAUCCUUUUCCCUCCAUCGCCAGCAGCUGAGUUACACUUCCUGUUCCUGUCUCCGCCCCCCCAGGUAGUGUCACUGACUGAGUACCACCGCCGGAUCGAUGCGCUAAACAGCGAAGAUCUGAAAUCUCUCUGCAAGCGGCUUCAGGUGCCCAACCCAGCAAAGUUCCAGCUCUCCAUUCCCUUUUUCUAGACUACGUCCCAAAUGGCACCCUAUUCCUUAUGUAGUGCACUAUGUUUGGCCACUAUUAUGUAGGGAAUAAGAUGCCAUUUUAGAUUUGCCCCUACCAGGCUCUGUUAGAGCUCCUCAGUGGGUUUCUGACCUCUUGCCUCUCACCCAGUUGGCCUACUUUGGCCUACCUGGGCUGACCUGGGCUAACCUGGGCCUGGGCUAACCUUGACCUGAGCUUACCUGGGCUUACCUUUACCAGGGGCUUGGGAUGGGCCGGCACUAUGAUGCUGCAGCCUCGUGUAGCAACUGUCCUAUGAGGAUAAUUUGAAGAGUUUUCUGCAACCAGCAACUAAUACCUGGUAGAGAAAGGGAGGAGGGUAAUUGAUGCCUUCAUGAAGGGCCCAUAAUGCCCUGCAUAUCUACUUCUCACAGCUCCUCACUGACCACUGCUGUGGUUAGUUUCAAGAAGGCCUCAUUACUGUUAUUAAUAGCCAUAGCUAAUUAGAUAGCCUAGGCCCAAGGUUGUCAUAGAGAGACAAAUAAUGUGAAUCAUAAUACAAUACGUUGUAGCCUAUAUCUGUUGAGGGAGGUGGAUUUUCCUGAGGUUUCUCGACUCUGUCAAUCACAUGUGGAAUUUGUGUUCCUCCACUUCUGAGUGACGCCUCACAAACUGUGUUCAUCCAUCCACAUCUGGGUAGUGAUGAACUGCUGCUUCCCCAUCCGCCUCUGCUUUCUAUUGGAGGGAGAGGGGAAGGGAGGGAGGUAGACGGGGAUGGUGGGUGGAAGUGGGAUUCCUUUCAAUCCAUUAAGUGGGUGCAGGAUUGUUUGCAGAGGACAAUGCAGGUAAUUCAACAGGACUGUAACGUGAUCACGGUCAGGCCACCAGUGGCUAGGCUCUCUACAAUCAGGUCUGUUAUGGAGAAAGAUAAACAACCCCGCUGGAACUCACAGUCCAGCGCUGUGUGUCCAGCUCAAUCACAAAUAGGUCUUCUGGACCACUCAUUAUUUACUGGAUGUUUUGCAUUCUCCAGCCAACAUUCCAAAUGUGCUAACUAUAGAAAUAUCCAGUGUCAGACGUUGUACAAUGUAGCCUCCUGAUUUGCCGACUGUAUAUGGAUAUAAUGCACAUUUCCAAGUGUUAUUGCAAUUUUGAAGAAGCCUACAUGUUUGUAUGAGCCAUUUAUGCUCCCAUAAGCCAAGGCUGGCUCCUUACCUUUACUAUGUGUUAUAGACAUAAAGGAGUCUGGUCUAUGUUCUCCCUAAACCCGUUGCUGCUUGAUUUAUGAUUUUCAAAACGGAGUUCAUUUUUUAUAUUAAGUAGGCCUAUCUUGUAUAUUUGCGUUUCCUGGGGCUCAUAUUACACUGCAAAUAAUCCUGCCUCUGCUGAUAUGAGACUUUAUUCAUAUCUUUUAAACCACCUGCUUAGAAGUCAAAUGACACACCCCCACUCCUAGUAAGUUAUGUGGUAUCGGUUUAUUAGCCUAUAGAAAACAUCUAGCACAGUGUUCAUCCCAGAGUCUGGCUGUGUCCCAAAUGGCACCCUAUUCACUAUAAAGAGCAUUACUUUUGACCAGGGCCAAGUAGUGCACUAUGUAGGGGAUAGGAUUCCAUUUGGGACAUAGCCAGACUCUGGGAUGAACACUGUGCUAGAUGUUUGAUAGACACCCCAUUACCCUCACUAGUUGACCCCCCACCCCUCCCACCCCUCCUGAACGCCUGUCUGACUGUUGUCUGUGUGUUUUUAGAUCACCACCAAGGAGGAGGUGAACUCUAAGCAUGCCACCUCUAUCAAGACGGAGCUGGAGCCUGAGACCUUCAGACCCAACCUCAGUGAACCUAGCGAGCUGCUGGAGGCACACCAGAUAGAGAAGGUAAUAACUCACACUGUUGACGGGCACAAUGACUUGAUCCAUACCCAUUGGCAUAUUGAUGCACUGAAACUGAUUGUCAAUAAUCUGCUUCCUAAAGCAUCCUCAUGAUUGACUUUCAACCACAGGCCUUCAGCCAGAGAUGUGCUGCCCCACCCUGGGGAGCAAUCUGCAUAGUGACAGCAGGUUCUUUAGCCUCAUCAUUACAAGGCUGAUGGCGUAGUAGCUGAAUCAGAGAAUCUCUAUAAAUUACAAUACUGGGAUGGUUGGGGUUUUCAGAUAAGGUCUGUUAGGGUUUUAACAUGGGUGAGGUGGGGUUUCUUCAGGAAAAAGGCAUAUUUGCAUGUAUAGCUGUUGGGGAAAAUGGAUUCUUGUUAGGACAUGCGUCGAAGGAAGGAGCCUUAGGAAUGUGUGUGACUAGCCUGCUGCACUCUCAUUGUAGGUCUCUCUGUGGUCUACACUUAAAGCCUGUUCUCCUGAGACUGUGGUUCUGGGUGUGUGGAGCCCAGUUACUCUCUAACAACCAGCUGUGUGAAAAGGUCACUGCAGCUGUAAUGGACCAUUGAUGGCCUUUCUCUCUUUCAUUUCCAUGUAUUUCUUCCCCCUCCAGCUGGCCAAGAACCUCCCUCCCCGUACCAUUGGGUACCCCUGGACCCUGGCCUAUGGCACCACCAAGCAUGGCAUGAGUAUCAAGAGCCUGUACCGGGCCAUGCAGGGGCAGGACACCCCCGUGCUGUUGGUCAUCAGGGACAGUGAUGGUGGGGUGAGUGGGACAACAACACUUCUCUAUUAGGCCUGAAUCCUAAAUCCAGAUCUGUGCACGUAAUUCAAAUUUGCGUGAAAAUCCUCCAUUAACAUCAAUGCAUAGUUUAUGCGAAAGUGUGUUAGGAUUGGGCGCUUGAGCUGUAAUAGAUUACCAUGGUCCCGUACUGUCUGUUUCCUGAUCUGAUGUGUUCUGGUUGGUUGUGUUGCUGCAGGUGUUUGGUGCAUUGGCAUCGGAACCUUUCAAAAUCAGCGAGGGAUUCUACGGCACGGGAGAGACCUUCCUCUUCACCUUCUGUCCAGAGUUUGAGGUAGGCUGACCUCUGACCUCUCUGAUUGGUGACCCUUAUUCUGAACUGACCAGUGUGGUCCAGUCACUUUUACUCCUAACAUCCAUUGUAAACUCAUCCACCCCUGCUCAGAACUCAGCAAUUAACAUGUGCAUCGAUAAGCUCAGUUGUUUGCCUUAUUAAAUGAAUGAGUCAUCAUAUUGUUAUUAGUAUGUCUCAUAUUCUCUUGACAAUGGGGAGCUUAUGUAAGAUGGCAUGAGACUUUGUAAUGAUAUAUUUACACAGAUGGUGCUCUGUUCUGUGUUGACAGGUGUACAAAUGGACAGGUGACAACAUGUUCUUCAUGAAAGGAGAUAUGGACUCCUUAGCUUUUGGUGGUGGAAGGUACGUGCCUGCUAUUUUUUUUCAAUGUUAAAGUUUUAUUUAGCAAUCAACUUUGUUAAGAUGUUAUGGUUAGUCUACAUUGCACAGUCACUGCUAGGUGUCUUCAGAAGAGUAAAAUGGUGCCUAUAGUCUAAGAUGAUCAGAAUCAGAACUUGCUGUCUGGAUUGAGUCUCUGAAGAUGCCGUGAUGUGUUUGUCUUGAUGUGUUUCAGUGGUGAGUUUGGCCUGUGGUUGGAUGGAGACCUGUACCACGGCAGGAGUCACUCCUGUAAAACCUUCGGCAACCCCAUGCUCUCCAAGAAGGAGGAUUUCUAUAUACAGGACAUUGAGAUCUGGGCUUUUGAAUAACAAAACCCACCACGGGAAAAAGAGAAGGACUAAACAUCCCUACAAUGGCAAUGUUGUCUCAAACCUAACUGCACAUCACCACCCUGCUCCAACCCACUGUCUGGGGCUCCCAGGACAGAGCCAGCUAAAGGAUGCGUGUUGUGCGUUCAUACGUUACUACUGCAGUUAUAACAGAGCUUUUCUUUGUGAAUUACCUUGUGUGUAUCUUGUUACAACUGUGUGCAGCGUCAUUGAGGAGGUGUACUGUCCUGUGCUUGACUUUACUGUGAGGCAUCAGGGGAUGUGUGGGUUUGUUUGAGACCGUAGGGAGGCCUUGUUGCAGAACCAAGGAGGAGCAAUCGGCUCGCUAUCUCUGGCCUCAGCAGGAGAUGAUGUCGGCUCAGGUUUAGGAUUGAGCGAGAGAGAGAGAGAGAGAAACUGCCGUAGUCCAGAUUAUCUGAAUUUGAGACACUCAAGGAACCCCGCCCCUCAGAACUUUGUUGAAGUCAGUCUGUAGGAUGUUACUAUAAGUGGUGUUACAAGCCUUUAAUGAAGAGAUCCAGUAAUAAAAUAAACAACAACAUGCAUUCCUUUGUUCUCAGAGGAGAAGUUUGAACCUGAAGGCAGAUUCUCAGCAGGAUGCGAGGAUGGGGAUGGUGACACUAUUAUGAGGGGGAAAAGUAUUUUACAUAUUUGGUUUACUUCUGAGGCAGAAACUACGUAUAGAGUAUUGUGUUUUGUAGUCCUCCUGUUGUUCACCAUCAUAGCACACACCAUCUCAUAGCACAUAGCUAGAAUCAGAAUAUUACCCAUUGUCGUAAUAAUAACGUUCUGUUCAGUGGGUGUACUACAUGUGAGUUCAGCUAUCACCGGCGCCCCUCAGGUGUCGUGUGUACUGUUCGUAGACAGUAAUGUGUUGCAAUAGAUUUGUGGAAUAUGCAAAUUACUGUCAUGUGACCUCAAAUAAUCCAGGUUGGCACUUUUCCUCGCCUGUCUGUGGUUCUUUCUCAGAGAGGACUUGUAAAGCUUUUAUGUCUUGAUCCACAAUUGCUUUUUUUCGGUAUAAUUUGAAAAGUCUGAGACGUGGUUAACUGUUUUACAUGCAUAUGACAAUUGUAUAUUAUUUAUAUAUAUUUGAUUAUAUAUAAAUAUAUUAUAUAUAUGUUGCUGUUGUGUGACAGUGAUCUUUUUGUGCUGAUAUUUCAGCUGUUACAAAUAUAAUGUAUAUUACCCUGUAAAUUCAUGUUAAAAUAGUAGAUUUGUUCCUAUAUAGAAAUACAUAUAUGAUUGGUGGGUUGCUUCUAGCACUUUAAUCCGGUCUAAAAGCGUUAUAAACCAGGUUCUUAGACUUCUAGUAGCUGUACAGUACUUUUUGUUUAGAAUCAUAAACAUGUUAACUGUUAGUAGAAAGCUUGCUGCUAUAAUAUUAAUAAGGGUAAAGCUAAACUAAUGCUCUGUGUAACUAAAGGAGAGUGGUGUGGAGGCUGAAUGUCGAAGAAGAAUUUAACUCACAAGUUAUUUUGAGUGGUGAGUCUUUGUUAGUAGGUAGACUGUUAACAGACUGUGGACUAAGAGAAAAUAUGUACAUUUAAACUUCACAGCAGCUUUCCUCCUCCUUUCUGGUUUUCCACACCAGUAUCUGUGUCUGUGGAGUCACAAAGAAUAACAUGGAUAAGUCCUCUAAUUAUUUUACAGGAAUACAAUGUAUUAGUGAUGUAUAAAUGAAUAAAUAACAAUAAAAUUGUUGUAACCUGGG